Messenger RNA from Penicillium waksmanii, 459 nucleotides. Its product is annotated as thioesterase family protein. Lineage: Eukaryota; Fungi; Ascomycota; Eurotiomycetes; Eurotiales; Aspergillaceae. The transcript is spliced from 2 exons. Bases 1 to 459 code for a protein of 152 amino acids. The record is from RefSeq and is a predicted model, not a curated record.
AUGCAUUUUUCUAUCACUUUAAUCCCCCCCACUUCCGCUGUCCGCUAUUACAACCCAAACGAUGGGGAAAAUUUGAUGUGGAGCCCAAAAUUAGGUCAAAAUGCUCGAGACCAGUGGGGAAAACUGGAUGAUGAUGACAUGUUUCAUCUAGAACAUCUUGGUCUGGUGGCAGAUCUGAUACCCGCAAUUCAUAUGAACUAUCAGGACAGCGCUUUAGAGGCAGUGCUCCAUUAUGACUACCCGACCGUUUCUAUGGACUUAGACUUCUUAAAAGAUCCUGCUGGGAGGGAAGAGUGGCUGCUGAUGCGCACGAAGAUGUACAAAUUACAAAAUGGACGAUUUGAUAUGCAUGUGCAGAUCAUCGAUGACGACGGGGAUCUUGUGGCAACUGCUAAACAGACAUGCCUGGUCCUCAAACGCUCCGGUCUUGGAGAUAUCGGAAUGAGAUCGCGCAUGUAG